UAACAUAACAAACGUCAGUCAGCAACGAACGUCAACCCAAUGAAAUUGAUUUGUUUGUUCAAGGUUGUAGGACUAUGCAAUUUUAAAUUUAAUGCUCAUAAAUUAAUUACUUUUGUUUCCAUAGGAGUAAGAGAUACAAUUAAAUCUUUUAAUCAUGGGGGACGGACCGAAUCCAGACGACCAUCAGAUGCUCAAAGCCUUGUACGACUUCGAGGCAACCCUUGCUAAAACUUUAAGUUUCUCCGAGGGCGAAUAUUUCUUUCUUCAGCAAAAUAAUACGAAGCAAAGAAACUGGUGGCAUGUCGCCAACAGAAAGGGUCUUGUUGGAUUCGUACCGUCUAAUUAUGUGGCUUCGGUCAAGGUGGAGCCUGAAUUCUACUUGUUGUUCUUAAAUGACUGUAUAAAGUCUCUGAAUGAGAACAGCUUUACAUCUACACAAAAGCAAGAGUUAUUAGCUAGAUUGACUGAAAAGAGAAAGCAAAUUGAAAUGUCUAUGAAACCGCAUAGUAAGAAAGCCCAAGCACCCAAGCCUCCACCGAGGUUGGAUGAUGGCACACCUCCUAAUGGAGUAUCACCGUCAUUUGACUUGAGACCUGUAGUGUCACAACAACAAAUUAAUGAAGAACGAGAGUCUACCAAUUCACCACGAAGAUCAUCCAACAACAAUAAAGAUAUAGAAGAUAAAAAUGGUGGAAAGCAGAAGAAAGUAGUUGGCAAAACAUCUUCCAACCAAUUUUCGUCUGACACCGAUAACCAGGAUGACAGUCAAGAUAGCAGUGAGAGCAUAAAACCAAACGCCAUUUAUGAAAUUGUGCAAGCAGUACGAAAAGAAACUCAACUCAGUCACGACAUGUCAAAAGUUGCCGUGGAAACUGUACUGAUCUCAUUAAGAGAAUUUCUCCCUGGAGGUGCGGCAAGGUCAAUAAUAGAUGCACUCCUACGCGAAGCAAACAGUAAUAUCACAUGUCCGAAGAAUGCCAUUGACGCAGCCCCCGAUGCCUUGCGAAUGAUGACAGCUUUAAACUCACUGUCAAAGGCGGCAAACGACGCGCAACAACGAGGCUGGGCUUUACAUGACGACGCGCACGAUAUACAGACUCAACUCCUAGAGCUUAUAUCAGUCAUGUCCAAUGCCGAUGUGAAUAUCUCUCAGCAUGUGUUAAGCAGCCAUAAGUAUGCAUAUGUAACAACACUUGUCCAGUAUUAUCAAAUGGAGACGAGAUGGCCUCUCCGACAGCUACUUUUGCAGGCAUUUGGCGUAAUGUGCGGCCUAGAACGUACAGCCCUCGCUACUCUCGCAUUGUCGUCGCUACCCGCCGAAAUAGCUCGUGACAUGAUUGACAACCCCCGCGCUGUCAGCCGGCUGUCACACUCUGCACUGUUGUUAUCGAUGGUGUUGUCUAUGGGCGAUAGGUUGCCAGUCACGCACUUCGAACAACUCGGAGUGGAGUUUGCUCAAUUCCUCCUCGAACUAAUCGAGAGUCCACCGGAAACAGAUGAGAACGAACAGAUCCCAGAUUUGUUCCUGACUCUGCUGCUGGCUUACAAUCUUCAAUUCGAGCAGCCUAACGAGAACUUAUUGCUCAAUGCUUUAGAAACCAGGGACAACGCCAAGACUUUCUGUGAAAAAGUCCUCCUGUUGCUCAAUAGGGAAGAAGACCCAGUGCAUAUAUUCGACCACGAACCAGCGCCUCCACACUCUGUAUUGAAGCUGGUCAUAGACCUAUUCAGUCGCAAGAAGACCGCCGAACACUUCUACACCAACGAUGUGAAAGUGGCCAUAGAUAUUAUACAGCGGCAACUCGCGGAUUUGUCGCCGGGAGACGAGCGCCGACGCCAAUACCUGAAAAUCUUACAAGGCAUAGUUCGCAAUACGGACUACGAAUCGCACCACCAUCGCCAGCAAGACUUAUUGCGAUGCUUUGCCCGAAUCUUCUGCGAAGAAAACGACGCGAGUCGCGAAGACCAAGCUUUAGUUCGUGCUAUAUCGAACGAGUUCCCCCAGUACUUCAUGGCCUAAGGUUUGAACACCUUUGACUAUUAAUAAACAUUUCAGGACGCCAGUCAGUCCCAUCGUUGAAAAAUGAGAAGCAUUGAUCGAGAUGUGGAAGCAAUUCCGAAGAAGUAUUACGCAUAAAAAAUCACUUUGAAUUAGUUACGUGAUAACAGGUAAAUAUUUGGUGAUUAGAAUUUAACUAUUUAAAGUGAUUUAAAAGUGGUCUAUUCGUUUGCGUUGUGUGCUAUCUAAUCUGCGCCUAUACGUCUUAUUAUAGGUUAUCUCGUAUUAUAAUAAAGGCGUGCGAAAGAUAUGUAGAUACUGCUAUCUUUGUCAUAAGUAUUUAUUGCUAUUAGUACUCUUUCAAUCAUUUUUAAAUCAUUAAUAUCGGGUAACUUAAUAAUGCUAAUUCUACAAGAGAUCAGCUCUCUUUGUUUAAGUUUGAAUGACGUUACUAUUGGAAGGCACUGAGUAUUUGCGGAUUUUCUCUGUGAUGUAACUUCUUUAUCAAUGACGUAUUUAAGUGACAUUCCUUAGAGAAUAUUGAGAUUAUUUCUCUUCGUACUUAGACGAAAUUUUUUCGGAAAGAAGAUAUUGUUAAACUAUUAAAUAAUACUUGUAAUUCGUUCUAUAUAUUUGAUCGUGAUCAUGUCCAUCGCGAAAUAAAGUCACUGUCGUGAACCAAUGUAACCUCGCGCUGAGUAUCGAUGUGGUUUGAAUAAAAUGGCUAGAUAUUUGUAUUUAUCUGUUUUGUGAUCUCAUAAUGUUAUAUAAAUUGGAUUGACACUAUAAUUUGAACAAAAUGUUGAUAUUUUUUCAACUCCUGAUGUAAUUAAUAAUAUUCGCACAAUUUAUUUGGCAUGCAUAAAGAUUAAGCCUUAAUUAAUACGCAUAAAAGUUAAAUUUUCCCAACUCAAUUAACUUGCACAAGAUAGUCACUGUUUACUGUAUGUACGUAUUUAAGUAAUUUUUAUAUUACUAAGUCAUAAUAACGGAACAGUUUCUUAUGAUAUUUGUUAAGAUUGUGUAUCACAUUGUGCCAUUAUCUGCCAAAGAUUUUCUAUAUUUAACAUGUUUAAUUUAUCAAAUAGUACCUACAUAUUAUAUUAUUGUCAUGUAGACAGUCAAUUACACAAUGCUUUAAAACAUUUUCCAUCCCAGAAUAAAAUAUAGUUGACAAAAUUUCAAUAUUUACAGCAAAUAUGAUUGAUUCGUUUCGGCCUAAUUGAACAAAAAAUAAAUAAAUAUCUUUUUAAAAUAAUGAUAAGUACUCAUACUUUUAAUAAUGGUACCUACAAUCACUGAAAAAAUCAAAUUAAUCAGUAAACAAAAAGUAAAAAAAUAUAUAAAAAAUAUUAAGAUUUAAGUAAUUUUUUUGAGUAAGUACUGAAGUUUGAUUGAGCCUAAAUAUUUUUCUAAUUAUAAAACUUUUCCAUUCAUGUACUUACGACAUUUUCACAAAUUGCAUUUAUAUUGUAUCACAAAGUAAAUAGUAUGAUUAAUAAUUUACGACGUAUCUAAAGAAUUUUCGAUAUAUAAUAUUGAUUAACUACAAAAUAUUUAAAUAGUUUAAUUACUUAUAGUAAAUCCCACCGUGUUGAAUAGACAUAAAACUUUAUUUGGUGUAGUAGACAUAUCCUACCUACGACUAAAUCAUUGUUAGAUUUUAUUUUAUUUACGUAGAUUUAAACGUAAAAGAAAUAAAACAAUACCAAAUUUACCCAAAAUUGGCAAGAGCUAACUAUGUCGGUAAACUGUACUAUGUCCAAUGUGGCAUGCGAGUUCUGCCUCUCACAAUUUAAUGCAACUUUAAUAAUUAUGUAACGAUAUAUAUGUUUUUCAGUUGAAAACCCCAUUUACAAAUUUAUUUAGAUUUUUAAUAUUUUUUUGUUCUCGUUAUAUUGCAGUUUACAAUCAAUAGGGGGAAAACGCAAAGGUCAUUACAAAUGGCGUUGCAUUCGUGUGACCCAUAAAAAUCAAUCUGACAGUUCAAAUCUGUCGACCUGGUACGGUUUUUCUUCCGAAAUUCUAUUUCUUAUUUUUUCACUAACAGUAAAAGUAUAUCAAUUGGACUGUGAAACACAUAAAAUACUUGCGGGUCAAAGAAAAGAUGCGGACGCCAAAGGAUUAUAAAACAGACCGUCAGAAGUGAGUUACGGGUAAUUUCUACUAAAAAACAAGUUUAAAAUUUACUUGAAAUAUGCUAAAAUAUCUAACAUUAUUUAAUAGCUUUUGGUUGCCCGACACCGUCUUCCAACCAGUGUAAAUAUUGCUUUAAAUAUUCUGACCGAAUUCGAGUAAUGUCUUUUGUGCAUCCGAAUACGGGCGAACGGCCAAAUGUAGUUGCGCCAUAACUUUAAAACUUUCUGAAUAGAUUAUAAAUUUCAGUUAAAAUAAACUGUCAGUUUUGGGUAAGUUGACCUGGUAAUGUCUAUACAGUAUCCAGUAUCAGUACAAUAAAGUGAUGUUAGCAAUAAUGUUGGUUUGGAGAACCAGCAAGUUCAAAAUUAUAAGUGAUAUCAUUACCAAAAUUAUAAUUGUUGCUUAAAACUAAUAAUAUUUAUCCCAUUGUUAAAGUUUUGAUCACUGUCGACCAAUAUUUCAGGGUUCAUCAGAGUUAUUGCAUUUAUGGUACUCUGAAUAUGUUAAAAUGUAAAAAAGACACUAUUAUAAAGUACUUCAUUAUAGAUUUUAAGUGUCGAUAAAUGAAAAUAGUGUGUUAUUUUAUUACUUAAUUAUAUUACAAAUUUAUAAUGACAUCAGAAUCAGUGUCAAUAAAUUAUGGAAGUCGUAUUUAUAAAUAUUGAUUAUAUUUAAAAGUUUUAUUCGAAAGUAAUCUCGUUAGAUAUAUGCUAAAUUUAUAAAUUAUUACUUUGAAGGUCGGUGCUCAAAAAACCCAAGCCAAAUUUUGUGUAACGGAAAAAAGAGUUUUUGGUGUUUUGAUUUUUAUUUUUUUGUAACUGAGUGACUUAUUUAAAUUGUAUUAUUUUGUAAAGUGAUAUGAAUAAGGCUUACCCGUCUACAUUAACUAUUUUAUGCAUUUGAUAAUACAUUGCAUGUAUGUUUAUGUGUAUGUAUGUAUGUAUGUGUAACUUGUUCGAGCAACUUAUCUUUGCUAUUAAUUAGCUACUGUUAUAGAAACGUUUGUCAGAUUAAAACAUGAAUAAAAGUGUUCUCGUCA
This is a messenger RNA of Chilo suppressalis (striped riceborer), 5177 nucleotides long. The record is from the annotation of a GenBank genome assembly. NCBI's taxonomy places the organism in Eukaryota, Metazoa, Arthropoda, Insecta, Lepidoptera, Crambidae.